AUGGAAAAUGGUGAAGCCAGUAAAAGCCCUGGAGAAAUAGAUGAUGCAUAUUUUUGCAAAAUUAUAAAAAAGGAAUUACAGGGCAUAACACAUGAGUAUAAAAAGAAAACACAAAAGAAUUUUUUUUUCGAAUGUAUUCUCAAGACAGAGUUAUUUGUAGUAACUUUUUUUCUGAUACCCUUAUUUACAUGUUUGUUUUUCCUUAAAGAUAACGAUAUAAUAAGUCAGCACUAUUUAACAUGUUUGUUUUUUCUCAUAUUACUUCUUCUACUUUUGUUCGUGUUUAUUUAUCACGAAAUUAAAGAGGCUCAAAACAAGGAAUUUUUAAGUAAAAUAAAUGAAGCCACUAAAUUAUUGUCAUCAAGAAAUUUUCCUAAGAACAAGAAGGAAGAUUUUCACUUUAAUUGUUUACCCAGUUCUAAUUUUAUUUUUGUUCUGAGGAACAAAAGAUGGGAACUCUUACCAACCAACCUGCUAAUCAAGCAGGAUGUCUUUUUACUACGCGCGGGGGAUCUGAUUCCAUGCAGAUGCAUAGAAUACAACAUGAAAGAGAAUGCAUACGGGAGGAGAUAUGAAAAGAAUGAAGUGUUCAUGCCUAUGGACAAAUAUAAAAUUAGCAUGAACUUAUUGACAAAAUAUGCAAAGGAUGAUAAGAGGGAUUACCUCCCUUCCUUCCACUUGUACUCAUUCUUAUCAGAAGAAGACGUGUCUAUAUCUAUUAUAAAGAAAUAUAUGCAAGAAUUUGGAGAGAAGAAUAAAAAUUCCAAAAAUAGGGAAAAUUUAAGGGACGUCAUAUUAACUGAAAAGAUACAUACAUUUUACCUCUACCUUUGGAUUUUCCUCUUUUCAAUAUCAUCAGUAUCCUCUCUCCUAUACUUCAUAGACAUCCGGAGACACAGAAAUGGCAUUCCACAUUUUGUCGUUAUGUAUUUCGUGCUUUACAAUGUAUUGAUGUCGAUUACUAUGCUGCCCUUUUUCCACAGAAUAUUUUCAGAACUACUUUAUGGGUACUGUUCAUCCCUUAAUAUGAUAUAUGAAAAUUACUUUAAGGACGAAACGAAUUGUGAAAGUAACUUUUCUUCAUCCUUUGAUUUCUCAUCAACAACUGAAGAAAGUUCCUAUGGGAAUAAAAAAAAGUUCGGUUUGUUUUACACGUUGAAAAGUAUUUUUCUUUUAAUCAUUAAGGGAAUAAGAAUAGACAAAUGUUAUCUGAAUAUAUUAAGCGAUUGUUCAGUUUUAUGCUUCUUGGAUAGCAGUGGAAUUUUAGUGAAUACAAAUCACAGCAUUAAAGAAAUUUGUAUAUACAAUUACAUGAACAACAAGAGGGAUAUUCCUCAAAAUACUAGUAUGGCGAAAGGAAUUCCAAAUAAUCAUAAUUAUAUGCUAACGGUUAUUGACAUACUGAUGGACAAUAAGAGUAUGUACGCAUAUCAGCGAAUCAAGAAUAUUAAGAUUUUACACUCUCUGUUUUUGUUGUCAUACUACACGCAAGUCCCCAAGUAUAUAAAAAUUCUGGACGAGUUUCAAAACAACAUCCUGAAUUACAUGAACCAACUUGAUUACAGUCACCUGUACAUAUGCCUUUGCGACAUAGGAAAUAUUUCCUACCCAUACAAUAAAUUUGUUUUUCACAUGCUGUUUUUCUGUGUCGAAAAUAAAAGCGAUUAUGAACUUUACAAGAAAAAGCAUUGUGAACUUAAGAGACAUAAGAAGCCUCAUUGGGACACUGAUGAUCGCCCUUACUAUGUGCAUGAACAUGAUGAAAAAGAAAAUUCAUUGGGUAUAAACAUAUAUGACAAUGUAAUAUCCAGGGACAAUUUUGUUUUUAUUUUCAUUUUGUGUGAGAAAAAGAAGGAUAGGUAUCACCUCUUUCUCAAGGGCCAACUGGAUGCCUUAGUGAACAAGUGCAUGUUUUACUAUGACGGAACAAUUAUAAAGAAGCUGAAGAGGAGAAAAAAAAAGGUUCUACGCAUUUUGAACAUGCAAUGGAUUUCCUCAGGCAUCGAAAGCAUUUGCUUUGCGUACAGGCCCCUGAGCACAGAUGAAACAAAUUACUUAAAGACAAAUUUCAGUAAAAAUAUAUACAUAUUGACAAUAAAUAAAAGGAAAGUGUAUAAUAUUAAAAAUUUUUAUAAUGAAAAACCAUUUCCAGUGAAGGAAAACGAGAAGUUCCUAUCACACUUACUCUCCACCAGCAUCUUCAUCGGCAACUCUGCAGUUAAACUUAUGACGAACAAUGAAAUUCAGACAAGGGUAAAUGAUUUUUAUGAUGCCGGAAUUCGGUUUGUGUAUUUCAGCAAAACAGACCAAGGCAACACGAGGAAUGUGGCGAAUUUGUUAGGAAUAGAGACUAAUUGGAACACUUCCAUCUCCCUAAGUCUUAAUGAUAAGUCGAGCUUCAAAAACAGAGACGGAAAGGUGGUUAUCCCCAGUGGAAUAAAUAACAUAAAGACGCACAUAAAAGAAAUUGAUGACAUCCCACUUCGAGUUUCGACCUACUCCGGAUGUAACAAAUUCAACACUGCGGAAAUGAUAAAAAUAUUGCUUGAAAAUAAUGAGAUUAUCACUUGUGUAGGAAACAGCCUUAAUUGUUGUAACUUUGAAAUAUACAAUAUGUGCAACUAUGCAAUAUCCAUUUUGCUGCCAUUCAAUAAUAUAUGCAAAGACUGUCAAGGGAAAAGAGAACGAAAUAGUCCUUUUGAUGAGUUGUCAACAAGGCAAAACCCGAUCAUCUCAUACGCCUCUUUCGUUAACACAUUCCCAUGCAACUUGACAAUAGAAAAAAGCCGAUCGGAUUUAUCUGAAAAUAUAAUGGAACUAGUUUACAAAUUGUUGAAGAGCUCGAGGAUACACAAAAAGAACGUUUCGUUGACUAUAUUUUACUUUUACUUUUACUAUUCCCACCUGUCCUUUUUGUUAUUUGUCAUCUCUGCCUUUUUCUUACCUCCCUUUAUCUCGGUCCUAGACUAUCUCUUAUUUAUUUUGUUGAUCAUACCACUGUUAUCAAUCUCCCUUCUGAACAAUAAUAAUAAUUCGACGAUUAUGAACGAGAUUCCAGAUAAGGUUAUUACAAGGGACUUUUUAUUAAAAAAACUGAUUUUUUACCUGAUAAAAUGGAUUUCCUUCAUGGUCUUUUGCAUUAUUCUGUCUUUAUAUUAUGUAAACUUAAUUAACCAUCAAUUUACGAGAAAGUAUAUAAUAGAAUCCCCACUGAGUGAAGAGAAAUUAGGUUCCUUGCGGAAGAAUUUCGUGGAAGAUGUUCAACAUCACUGUAUACAGAAUGUGCAUCUAGGAUCCUUGUACAAAUGCCAACUUUUACUUCACGAAUUUUCGCAAAAUGAGAACCUGGGUGAUCGUCGUGGCAUGAUGGCAGUUAUAAUAAAGCAGAUGCAAAUUUUUUUUUUUUUUUGUUUUUCUCUAUUGUUCUUGGUAUCGUCCCUGUCUUAUAGUGACAAGUUCGAACCGCUGCACAAAUUAAGUUGCAUACAAAAUUCGAAGACCUAUUUUUCGUGUCUGUUUUUCUUCCUCAUAUUAAGUCUCUCAUACGUGUGCUUACGCAUAUAUAUGCUUCCCCCCUACUAUGUGAAGCAGUACUUAUGA
Messenger RNA from Plasmodium gonderi, 3600 nucleotides. RefSeq lists its product as hypothetical. Gene Ontology annotation, molecular function: nucleotide binding. Lineage: Eukaryota; Apicomplexa; Aconoidasida; Haemosporida; Plasmodiidae. The record is from RefSeq and is a predicted model, not a curated record. The transcript is spliced from 24 exons. The coding region runs from base 1 to 3600 and encodes 1199 amino acids.